AGCCAAGAUCACGUGGAGUGGAGGAAAGAGAAAUAGAUUCGGCGGUGAUGCUUCACCGACCAAUGACGGCGACCUCCUGUUCCCACGACCCUCCCUCUUUUCGCUAUUUUCUCAAUUUCUCAUUUUCCUGGGACAUUUCCACACGCCGUAUGUCCUUUUGAGUUUCAGAGGGGGAGGAAGAGUCUCCCGCGCCGGUUUCGUCUGUGUUUUUUGUUGGACGAGACUGAUCGAAGCGUGUGGAGAGAACCGUAGAGUAGGGUCCCAUUUCCUUUUUGCUUCUCUUCGGUUUUACUUCGAAGAGGAGUUGCUUUGUUCUUUUUCUUCUUGCUUCGAAAUUUUUUCUUUCGCGCUCUUUUCUGUGGAUUUGUUUGGGAGAGUUAUGAAGGGGAACGAAGGGAAUGACGGGGGUCUUAUGGACUCAGUCGCUGAGAGGUUCGAAGAAGGCGAGAAGGAAAAACGGAAGAAGCGCCGAGCGAAUCGGCGGAAUCGGCAGAAUCAAGGUGGUUUGGUUUCUUCGGGGAAGAAUUCAGAUGGAAAUGAAGUAACUGAUGGGGCAACAUUAGGAGAGCCACAAUGUGGUGAAUCUUCCUCUGCUGCAAGAAGAGACAUGGACUCAUCUCUUCUAUGUAAACCAAUAUUGGAAGAAAUCCAAUCUUCAGAUCUUCAGUGUGGUUUUUUUUCAUCCCUAGAAUCGUCUGAUGCAGCUGUAAAUCCCAUCCAGUUGCAUGGCGAAGGACCUAAAGCAUCUGACAUUGCUUUCAUUUCUUUGCCAUCUAUGCACAUAACUGAGGAGAGACAAGUUGAGAUUGAUUGUCGAAGUAUGCCACACCAGAACAAUUCUGCACAUGGUAUGUGUGGGAACUAUUCUGAUAAGGGAUAUUCCAGAUCAUGUCCAUCACCAAUCUCAUUUGAAAAAUUUAAUCCGGCAUCCCCAGUCAAUGGAUUCCUUCCAUAUCAGAAAACUGAAGCUGGAAGAAAGUAUUUUGUGCCUUACUGGUCAAUGCAGGAUGUUAAUAAGGCAGUGGAGAGAGGCGAUGCAUUCAGGGCAUCCUUUCGCGUAAAUGCUCAUUAUCGAAUAGAGGCUUACUGCACAAUAGAUGGGGUGCCUAUUGAUGUUCUCAUCUCUGGAUUUGCUGCUCAAAACCGAGCGAUAGAAGGUGAUGUUGUAGCAAUUGUCAUAGAUCCAGUAGCCGCCUGGCCCAAAUUAAAGGGAUCACCUAGUGUCCUGGCAAAUUCCUCCACUGAAGAUGAUUCCUUUACUGUAUGUGAAACUAUGGAAUCAGCUGACGAGGUGCUGCAAGGGAAACUUGAUCCUAAUAAAGCAGCCAAAUUUCUGACUGAUCAAACUUCCUCCUUUCUUAAGGAUACAAAUUCAAAUGCUUUGGAAUGCAGUCUUGCUAGUCAAGUGGGCCUCCAAGUCACAUAUGUCUCAAAUUCAAGACGGUCAGAAACAUGUCUCACGUACGUGAAUUCUACCCUUGGACAUCUUCCACAUAAUUCAUCUGCCAUUUCAAGGGCUGCAAAUGACACGAGUCAACCAGAUGGAGCUGCAGCUGCAGUACAAAAGUUUGCAGCUAUUGUAAGGAAAUUUCAUUUUAAAAGACCUACUGGAAGAGUAGUUGCGAUUAUUGAUCAGUCUCCUAGACGCAAUGCUGUUAUUGGUUUUCUUGGUGUUAGGCAAUGGAUGUCAUUUAGGGAAGGAAUUAAAAAGGAUGUACUUGGGCCAUCAUCUAGAAAGAACAACAGUAAAAUGUGUUCCUUGCCUAGGGAAUAUGUUCAGUUGACACCCAUGGAUGGGAAACUCCCAAAAAUGAUGGUCCUUGUUAAGACUUUGCCAUGCUGCAUUAAGGAAAGGCUGCAAAAAGCUGACAUCACUGUUGAAAUGGAAUUAGUAGCUGCAAAAAUCCAUGACUGGAAGGAUGAAAGCUUUCUCCCGCAGGCCUUUGUGCUACACAGUUUGGGAAAAGGUACGGAUAUUGAAGCACAAAAGGGUGCUAUUUUAUUCGAGCAUGCAAUUCAUCAUGUGGACUUUUCUCCAGAGUCGCUUGCCUGUCUUCCAAUGCUACCUUGGAGGAUUCCAUCAGAGGAGUUUGAGAAAAGAAAAGAUUUUCGUGAUCUCUGUGUAUUUACCAUUGAUCCUUCAACAGCAACUGAUCUUGAUGAUGCUUUGUCUGUUGAAAAAUUGUCUGAUGACAUCAUUAGAGUUGGAGUUCAUAUUGCUGAUACGUCAUUUUUUGUAAUGCCUGAUACGGCUUUAGAUGCAGAAGCUCAGCUUCGUUCAACAAGUGUUUAUUUAUUGCAGCAUAAAGUACCAAUGCUACCUCCAGUGCUAUCUGAAGACUUGGGUUCACUUAAUCCUGGGGCUGAUAAACUUGCAUUUUCUAUUACCUGGGACAUUAACCGUGUUGGAGACAUACUUGAUCAAUGGAUCGGCCGCACCAUAAUUAGAUCUUGCUGUAAGUUGUCAUAUGAACAAGCACAUGAUAUAAUUGAUGAGAGAUUGGACAUCAAUAGUCUUAGUAAUGGCAACAGUAGGUUGCCUGAGUUGCAUGGAAAGUUUGAAUGGAAGGAUGUUAUUGAUUCUGUACGGAUGCUUAAUAGAAUUUCCAUGACCCUAAAGGAACGGAGAUUCAAAGAUGGGGCCUUGUGGUUGGAUAGCCCAAAGCUUGUUCUCUUGUUUGAUGAAUGUGGAUUGCCAUUUGAUAGUAAUCUCCAUGAGAGAAUUAGUUCCCAUUUUCUGGUUGAGGAAUUGAUGCUUCUGGCUAAUAUGACAACUGCAAAAGUCAUAUCCAAUGCAUAUCCAGAUUGUGCCUUAUUGCGGAGGCAUCCAGAACCUAACUCUCGGAAACUGAAAGAGUUUGAAGCAUUUUGCGGAAAGCAUGGGUUUGAAUUAGAUACUUCAUCAUCUGGCAGGCUGCAUAUGUCAUUACAGAAGAUUCAGAAAAAACUUGAGAAUGACCCUGUGUUAUUUGAUAUUCUUGUCAACUAUGCUUCAAAACCAAUGCAAUUGGCAGCAUAUUUUUGUACAGGGCAGUUGAGAAACAGAGAGAAUGAGUGGACACAUUAUUCAUUGUCUGUUCCCUUUUACACUCAUUUUACCUCACCUCUGCGGAGGUACCCAGACAUUGUAGUGCACCGGACGUUGACUGCAGUUCUUGAAGCUGAGGAGGUGUAUGCUGCUGCUUUACAGAAGAAGCUUGUACAGUCUGAUAAAAAGUGCAGUCAGACAGUGUCAGGAUAUUUUAGUAGCCUUCAUUUUGAUAAGAAGGCUGCAGAUUCAAAAGAAGGUAAGGGGGCGCUUAUGGCAGCUGCUUUGAGACACAAGAUUCCUCGUACAGCAGAACUUGCAGGAAUUGCUGCCUAUUGUAAUGACCGAAGGUUAGCAAGCAGGCAAGCCCAGGAUGCAAGUGAGAGGGUUUACCUCUGGGCUCUUCUUAAGAAAAAAGAGGCAUUAAUAUCAGAAGCCAGAGUUUUGGGUCUGGGGCCAAAAUUUAUGUCUGUUUAUGUCAACAACGUUGCUAUGGAAAGGAGGAUAUAUUACGAUGAUAUUGAAGGCUUGAUUGUUGAUUGGCUUGAGACGACAUCUACACUUAUUUUGGACCUACGUAAACCUAAAAUCAGCCACAGAAAAAGUAACCCUGGAAAAUCUCGAGUGCUUGAGGACAUUGCAUUGAUAGUCAACCCAAGUGAGUUGAAAUAUGAAGAUGUGCUGGCUGAAAUGGUCGAUGAGGUUACUGUGAGUGAGGUUGGAAAGAACGGUCUGACGGAAGAAGCCAAACCAGAAUAUGAAAACUUAAGUUCCAAACCUUGUGAAACAGAGCCUGCUGUACUUCCACUGACGUUGCAGGUUCUGUCACAGGUACCGGUGUCAGUUCAUGCUAUUGGAGGGGAUAAUGGCCCUCCUGACAUAGCAGUGAAACUAUAUUUGAGUUCUUAUCAUAAGGAAGCUUGAAAAUAAACUUGAAUUAUCCAGACCGUAGUUUGGUCAGAAGAUCCAAGAAUAACUGGAGUUAGUUUCAGGAAUUAAGAGGGUAGGAUAGGAUUGAUAAGGGCUAGUUUCAAAGGUUUUUCCUUCUCCAGGGUGGGCUGGCAAGGUUGGUGGAUGUAAAUAUCUAGCUUCUGUAUAGUUAGAUUUUGUCGCCUUGGUUCUGCCUGGGCCAAAUUGGGUGGUUAGUCUUAUCUGGUCAUCUGAAGGCAUGUGUUUAGUGGCUGGGGUCUAAGGUGGAUCGAGGUUUUAUGCCCGCGGUAAUUUUACUCUUUUUCAUGUAGCUUCAUUGUUACUCAUGGAACUGACCUGAUUUUUUGGGUAGGUCUUUUCCAUUUACGUUCAAGACGACACCCACUUAUUUUUUUUGUUUGGGUGGAAGGGGCCUGAGUUUUUACGCGGUCCAUCUUUUGUUAAUUCUCUACCAUUUUUUAGUUGCGGUUCUGAAUUAAACCUGAAAGUUAAUUUGGAAA
This is a messenger RNA of Nymphaea colorata (pocket water lily), 4458 nucleotides long. RefSeq names its product DIS3-like exonuclease 2. NCBI's taxonomy places the organism in Eukaryota, Viridiplantae, Streptophyta, Magnoliopsida, Nymphaeales, Nymphaeaceae. Gene Ontology annotation, cellular component: P-body; exosome (RNase complex). The transcript is spliced from 7 exons. The record is from RefSeq and is a predicted model, not a curated record. Bases 380 to 3952 code for a protein of 1190 amino acids. Gene Ontology annotation, molecular function: RNA binding; 3'-5'-RNA exonuclease activity.